AUGACAGUUGUCCUAUGGAUAGUUGUUGUGGAGCAGUUGCCAUUGUCGUGUGUGUAUCAAAUUGAACCGUUCUCGUUUCAGGCAGCGAACAUGCUCGCACUCAUUGUACUCAUAUUCAUGUUUCUUUGGUUUCCAUACCAACUCUAUUUCUCCGUAUUGUACAAUUAUUUGGGUGCGAGUUUUGAUCGAAAAACCUCAUUGUACAUUUAUUUGAAUAUUUAUUGGCUUGGAAUGAGCUCGACGGUUUUCAAUCCGAUUAUUUACUAUUUUAUGAAUGAGCGUUUUCGAUUGGGAUUUCGUUACGCAUUCCGAUGGUUGCCGUGUGUUCACGUGACGCAUCGUGAAUAUUUAGCACUGUUUAGUGCACCCUGUAAUGCACGACCAACGAGAGCCGUAUCGACAAGACGUGUUAAUGCAUCACCUCAGUUCGAACCAUUAGCUCCCAAGCAACUCUGA
Messenger RNA from Anisakis simplex (herring worm), 456 nucleotides. The record is from the annotation of a GenBank genome assembly. Lineage: Eukaryota; Metazoa; Nematoda; Chromadorea; Rhabditida; Anisakidae.